Lampris incognitus (smalleye Pacific opah) is the source of this 2175-nucleotide messenger RNA. It is a transcript of the gene slc44a1b, whose product is annotated as solute carrier family 44 member 1b. The record is from RefSeq and is a predicted model, not a curated record. Gene Ontology annotation, cellular component: membrane. The transcript is spliced from 16 exons. NCBI's taxonomy places the organism in Eukaryota, Metazoa, Chordata, Actinopteri, Lampriformes, Lampridae. The coding region runs from base 1 to 2031 and encodes 676 amino acids. Gene Ontology annotation, molecular function: transmembrane transporter activity. Gene Ontology annotation, biological process: transmembrane transport.
AUGGAGCCCAAGAGGCUGUCGACAGGCUCCCCGCGGGUCAUCCUGAGGAUAAAGAGGACAAAGAGAGAAUGGAGGCCGCUGGAGGACCGCAGUUGCACGGACCUGCCCUGGUUCCUUCUCUUCACCGUCUUCUGCGUGGGCAUGGGCAGCAUCUGUGGAUUCACCGUCGUCACAGGGGGCGCCGCGCGCCUCGUCUUCGGGUAUGACAGCUACGGCAACACCUGCGGCCAGCGCAACGAGCAAAUUGAGGGCGUCCGACUCAGUGGCCUAGACCACACCGACAGGAAAUAUGUCUUCUUCCUGGACCCCUGUAACAUUGAUAUCGUGCAGCGGAAAAUCAGAUCUCUGGCUGUGUGCGUGUCGCUGUGCCCCAGCGAAGAGAUGCGGACCUACCAGGACCUCAAGUCUUUUGCCAUGGUUAAUGGCUCAGAACUCUGUUCCUAUGAGCUGGCAGGACAUAAAUACCCCAGCCUCCCAGAGAGGUUUGAAAAAUGCCCCAAACUUCCUGUUCCACCCAGCAAAGCUCUGCCGGUGUUUAACCGUUGCACGCCUGUGGACAUAUCCUGUUAUGCCAAGUUCGCAGAGGCGGUGGUGACCUUCGUCAGUGACAACAGUGUUCUCCACCGGCUGAUCGCAGGGGUCAUGGCCUCCAAGGAGAUCAUCAUCGGCCUCUGCCUUCUGGCACUGGUCCUCUCCAUGAUCCUCAUGGUGAUAAUUCGCUACAUCUCGGCUGUUCUGGUCUGGAUCCUCACCGCCCUGGUCGUGCUGGGCUCCCUCGCGGGUACCAGUGUCCUGUGGUGGCUGUACAUCGACCACAGGUUAUACGCCAACGACACUGUGUCAAAAGUGGCGAAGGAGGGAAAAGAGGAGGCGGAGCUUAGCAGAGAUAGCAGCCAGGCCUUGUUGGUCUACGCCAUUGCCGCCACCGUCUUCACCGUAAUCCUCCUGUUGCUGAUGUUGUUUAUGAGGAAGCGGGUGGCUCUGACCAUUGCUCUGUUCCACGUGGCGGGGAAGGUUUUCAUCCACUUGCCCCUGCUCACCCUGCAGCCCUUCUGCACCUUCCUGGCCCUGCUGCUCUUCUGGCUCUACUGGCUGCUGGUGCUGCUCUUCCUGGGAACCACAGGUAACCCGGUCCAGAACGUAGAGACAGGUCUGACAGAGUUUCGUCUGACUGGACCGCUUCAGUACCUGACGUGGUACCAUGCCGUGGGUCUGGUCUGGAUCAGUGAGUUCAUUCUGGCCUGCCAGCAGAUGACUGUUGCCGGGGCUGUGGUCACAUACUACUUCACCAGGGACAAGAACAGACUUCCUGUGACGCCCAUCCUGUCGUCGGUGCUGAGGCUGGUCCGCUACCACCUGGGCACCGUGGCCAAAGGCUCCUUCAUCAUCACUCUGGUGAAGAUCCCUCGCCUCGUGCUCAUGUACAUCCACAACCAGCUCAAGGGAAAGGAGAAUGCAUGUGCACGGUGUAUGCUUAAGACCUGCAUCUGCUGUCUGUGGUGUCUGGAGAAGUGCCUCAACUAUCUCAAUCAGAAUGCAUACGCAGCCACGGCCAUCAACAGCACGGGCUUCUGCACCUCGGCGCGUGACGCCUUCGUCAUCCUGGUGGAAAACGCUCUGCGGGUGGCAGCCAUCAACGCUGUGGGAGACUUUGUUCUCUUUUUGGGGAAGGUCCUGAUCGUCACGUGCACGGCGUUUGCGGGCGUUCUGCUGUUGAACUACCAGAGGGACUACACCGAGUGGCUCCUCCCCCUCAUCAUCGUCUGUCUGUUUGCCUUCCUGGUGGCCCACUGCUUCCUGUCCAUCUUUGAGAUCGUGGUGGACGUUCUCUUCCUCUGUUUCGCCAUUGACACCAAGUACAAUGACGGGACCCCAGGAAAGGAGUUCUACAUGGACAAAGCCCUGAUGGAGUUUGUAGAGAGCAGCCGGAGACUUGAGCGGGUGGUCGAGCGUGGGCGGAGCCGGGCCAAGGAGGUGGUCUCGGAAGGAGCAGAGAUGAAACCCAUGGCUCCGGGAACAAGUUCAGCUUGACCAAAAUCACCGAAUGGGACUUUUUAAAAAAAGAAAAAAAAGACAUUCCAAAAUGUUUAUUUUUACCAAUGUGUAACAUGUUUACUAUGGUUUCACUCCAGGGAAUACAGUAUUUUAAUAAGAAACUGUAAAAAAAAAUAACAA